UCGAUUACGUGUUGUAUAAACUGGAACGCAGCGAUAUUUUGACAUUGACAGAUUUUGACAACUUCCAGUCUCACAUUCUUUCUUUCUAGUUUUCUCAGCUCCGUUGCAAUCAUGGCGGUGAACAACAUUUCUAAAAAGCGAAAAUUCGUCGGAGACGGUGUAUUCAAGGCGGAGCUGAAUGAGUUCCUUACCAGAGAGCUAGCUGAAGAUGGCUACUCCGGCGUGGAGGUCCGGGUCACUCCUACCCGGUCAGAAAUCAUCAUUAUGGCCACUAGGACGCAGAGCGUUUUGGGAGAAAAAGGCCGCAGAAUUCGAGAACUAACCUCGGUGGUACAAAAGAGGUUCAACAUUCCUGAACAGUCUGUUGAACUGUACGCUGAGAAAGUCGCUACUCGUGGUCUUUGCGCCAUCGCCCAAGCAGAAUCAUUGAGAUACAAACUCAUUGGAGGCCUGGCUGUAAGGCGCGCGUGCUAUGGCGUGCUCAGAUUCAUCAUGGAGUCUGGAGCUAGGGGCUGUGAAGUGGUGGUCUCUGGCAAGCUGCGUGGUCAACGUGCCAAGUCCAUGAAGUUCGUGGACGGACUCAUGAUCCACUCUGGUGACCCAUGCAAUGACUACGUCAACACAGCCACAAGGCACGUCCUGUUGAGACAGGGUGUGCUUGGUAUUAAGGUGAAAAUCAUGCUCCCGUGGGACCAACAAGGCAAGAACGGCCCCAAGAAGCCGCAGCCCGACCACAUCCUGGUGACGGAGCCCAAGGACGAGCCGGCGCCGCUGGAGCCCAUCUCCGACGUGCGCUCGCUGCAGCCCGCCACGCUGCCGCCGCCCGUCGCCGCGACCGCUUAGAUAUAAGCCAAUACAUUACUAAAAAAAAAAAUA
This is a messenger RNA of Amyelois transitella, 876 nucleotides long. RefSeq names its product small ribosomal subunit protein uS3 (gene RpS3). Gene Ontology annotation, molecular function: structural constituent of ribosome; RNA binding. Bases 112 to 843 code for a protein of 243 amino acids. The record is from RefSeq and is a predicted model, not a curated record. The transcript is spliced from 4 exons. Gene Ontology annotation, cellular component: cytosolic small ribosomal subunit; nucleus. Gene Ontology annotation, biological process: translation; positive regulation of apoptotic signaling pathway. Lineage: Eukaryota; Metazoa; Arthropoda; Insecta; Lepidoptera; Pyralidae.